Messenger RNA from Schizophyllum commune H4-8, 750 nucleotides. RefSeq lists its product as uncharacterized. Lineage: Eukaryota; Fungi; Basidiomycota; Agaricomycetes; Agaricales; Schizophyllaceae. The coding region runs from base 1 to 750 and encodes 249 amino acids. The transcript is spliced from 5 exons. The record is from RefSeq and is a predicted model, not a curated record.
AUGAUCUUCGACGACUUACACGCCGUCCCACGUUUCAUACCAUCACAUUGCGUCUUCUCUGUAAUCCCCGUCCUAGAAUUAAGAACGUGUCCCUUCGACGCGGUUACGGAGUUAAUGUCAAGACGUGCAGGUCACGAGAACGCCGAGAACGCUGUCAACAGUCAAGGACCGUGCUCCUUCCUUCCCGCUACCAUCCCAUGCCACGUCGUUGUCGCCUCUGGCCCCGUCUCUGAAGCCACCUUGCGCUCACAUGCCAUUCGUCAACUACACGCCCAUCAACACAGCCGUUUGCCAGCCAUCUCAUUGCGCCGCGCAAUCGCCCUUCACGCGGACCCCAAGUCUGUUAGACCGGGGGAGCAUGCGCGGCCGUCGAUAGGGCUCCCAGUCGGACGCCGUGGGGGCAAGAGGACACCCGCAGCGCUCGUGGCGUGCAAUGUCUGCACCACGCAUGCUCGGUCGACCCCCAAGGUGGAUCCCUCGAUCACGACGGAUACUGAGGAGCUCGCUGCGCAUGCUGCGAGCGAGUCCAGAGGUGAUGGGAGACGGAGCGAGGAGCGACACUGGCACGUGGCUUGUCUCGCCUGUCCUUCAUCUGGAAACCGCGCCGCCCUCCUCUGUGCCUCCUCCUGGCGGCUUCCAUUUUCUCCAUACGCGGAACCGUCGGAGGCCUGCGUGCGCUUCCUCAGCGAAGAACGCGACGAUAGGGUGGACCCCUCCCGUCCACCCGCACGCGUAGAAGAAUAUUGCUAA